Messenger RNA from Besnoitia besnoiti, 672 nucleotides. RefSeq names its product prefoldin subunit superfamily protein. NCBI's taxonomy places the organism in Eukaryota, Apicomplexa, Conoidasida, Eucoccidiorida, Sarcocystidae. The record is from RefSeq and is a predicted model, not a curated record. Gene Ontology annotation, biological process: protein folding; microtubule-based process; tubulin complex assembly. Gene Ontology annotation, molecular function: tubulin binding. The transcript is spliced from 6 exons. Gene Ontology annotation, cellular component: cytoplasm; prefoldin complex. Bases 1 to 672 code for a protein of 223 amino acids.
AUGCGUCUCCACUGCUUCGGGUCCCUCAUACUUCCAUCGCUGGCUUCGUUUCGUUUUUCAUUUUUCCGUCAGACUCCGCUCACCACGGACGACUUCACAAUGCCUGCAGACGAGGAGGAAGCUGGUCACCGCAAAAUUCCGAAGGCUAAGUUCAUCCGGAGCGUGGAGCAGUUUGUCGGCCUGCAGAAUCCCGGUCACGUGGAGGCCGUCGCACGAGAGCUCCUCAUGAAGUACCGCUACAUGGAGCAGGCCAUCCAGCGCCAGAGCGAAGUUCUCCUCACGAAGAUUGGAGACAUGGAGGAGGCCUUGUCCGCUGUCAAAAUGCUCAAGAAACAAAACGAGAAGGCGAAGGAAUCCGGCGACGCCGAAGAGGCAGCGCUGCGCACUUACUUUGAGCUCGCGGACACUCUGCACGCCGAAGCGGUCAUUCCGCCAACCGAGGCCGUCUGCCUCUGGCUCGGCGCGAACGUCGUCAUGGAAUAUCCGCUCGAUGAGGCAGAGACGCUGCUCAUCAACAACGUGGAGACAGCCAAAAAGACCCGCGCUGCGGCGCUCGAGGACCUCCAGCGCCUGCGGAAGCACAUCACCGUGACCGAGGUCAACGUCGCGCGCAUCCACAACUACGGCGUGAAGAAAAAUCAAGAAGCGAAAGGUGCGCGCCGCUCGCCCUGA